AUGGGCAUCUUUUCGCGCCGCCGCAAGUCGGAUGAUACCGCAGUAACGCAAACAACCUCACCGACCGUCGUCCCUGAACUCAGCAAACAACAAAUCAAGCGCGCAACUCGCACACGCAAGAUAUGGGCGCUGAUAACAUCCUUUUUCCUCUUCAUCACCCUCAUCUUCCUUAUCCUCGUCAACAUUGCUGGUGUACGCAACAAGUCUGUUAUUAGGGAUUGGUACUUUAUCCGCCUCGACUUGAGCCAUAUCGUGCCCGCCAGUGUACCGAACUUCGCCCUCAUCAACACCAUCGCGCAAACGCUGGGAUUGCACGAUUUCUACCAAGUCGGGCUAUGGGGCUUCUGCGAGGGUUAUGCGGGCGAAGGCGUGACUUACUGUAGUAAGCCAGAAACGCUGUAUUGGUUUAACCCUGUGGAGAUCCUGCGUAAUGAGCUUCUUGCUGGAGCGUCGAUCAAUCUUCCCGCUGACAUCAACGAUAUCCUCGACCUAAUCCAUCUCGUCUCAAACUGGAUGUUCGGUCUUUUCCUCACCGCAACCGUCUUGUCCUUCGUCCUCAUCUUCGUUAUGCCCAUUUCCAUCUAUACGCGCUGGCUCACCCUCGUCGUUGCUAUCCUCGCCUUCCUCAACGCGCUCUUCGUAACGGUCGCCUCCGUCAUCGCAACCGUCAUGUUCAUCAUCUUUCGCAACACUAUUGGUGGUGUGGCUGAGCUAAAUAUCGAGGCGGAAAUUGGCGUCACCUUGUUCGCCUUCAUGUGGGUAGCGAGCGCUUUCGCCAUAUUCGCUUGGCUCGUACAAAUGGGUCUCUGCUGCUGCUGUGCGUCGAGGAGGGACGUCAGGAAGGGCAAGAAGAGAGGAAACGAGAAGGCAUACCAUAUGGAUCCUGCUGGCACAGAGGCUGGCGGCAUCAGAGACACAAACAUGGUAGCUGGCGAGACGAGUGAGAAGCCACAGAAGAAGGGUUACCAAUUCUGGAAGCGAUCUGGCUAG
Alternaria atra is the source of this 990-nucleotide messenger RNA. RefSeq lists its product as uncharacterized. The record is from RefSeq and is a predicted model, not a curated record. The coding region runs from base 1 to 990 and encodes 329 amino acids. The transcript is spliced from 2 exons. NCBI's taxonomy places the organism in Eukaryota, Fungi, Ascomycota, Dothideomycetes, Pleosporales, Pleosporaceae. Gene Ontology annotation, biological process: fungal-type cell wall organization. Gene Ontology annotation, cellular component: plasma membrane; cell cortex of cell tip.